AUGUCAUGGUGGCUGCCAUUCGUUCUCCUCCACGGGCUUCUGGAAAGCUCUGCAAAUGCGCGUUCCGUCAACCGCACCGUUGAUGACACAUUCGGGGACAGCGUAACGGGCGUCAAGCCGGUAUACUCUCCCGCCAACCAUUGGAACGUAGGCACCCAAUGCACCGUAUGCAACAUCACCCCCAAGAACGUCGAUGUCAAUCAGAUGCUCGAUGGCUCCUGGCACAGCACAACAUAUCGACCGGGGAGCCCAGCGGUGGAAGCUACCAUAACGUUCACGGGCACCGCGGUGUACGUUUACUUUAUCGUCCCGAAUACCAUUCCGGCCACGACCACGGUCAUGAACACAACCUUUUCCUCGACGCCGCUACGGAGCCUGAUGGAACUUUUUUCCAUACCCAGACGGCACGUCGAACGUCGCGUACAAGCAGCUUGUGUACAGCAACUCGUCGCUGUCGAACGCACGCACAGCAUCACAAUGCACGCGUCUGGCUCCAGCCAGUCGCUCAUCCUGUUCGACUACCUCACCUACACUGCCCAAGUGGCCGACGACGACGCGGCAAGCACCACAUCCUCAGACUCAUCGACGCAGACAUCAACCGCUCCGAACGCCUCCUCUCCACGCCCUUAG
Molecule: messenger RNA, 630 nt
Organism: Epithele typhae
Lineage: Eukaryota; Fungi; Basidiomycota; Agaricomycetes; Polyporales; Epitheliaceae
Exons: 1
Coding region: 1-630 (209 amino acids)
Source: RefSeq, a predicted model, not a curated record